AUGCCCAAGUGUGACAACUGUGACAAACUAAUAGCCAAGAAAUCUGCUAUUCUCGAGUGCAACACAUGCUCAAAAACUGUGCGUGCUACUCAGUUCUACACCAGCCUAACAUCUAAGCAAUUAGCAGCACUGCGCAACACUGAGAAUCUGGAAUGGACCUGCGAAGUUUGUCGCCGUGAAACUCCAAUACAAAGGUCAUUUAUCAUACAAGAGGAGGAAGAGGAAGAUGACGAGUACCUAUUAUUAACACAGGGAACUGACAGCAGAUCCAACGUGAUGAAAAAGUUACUAAGCGACAUAUCUUUCGAGGUUAAAAAAGCAGUAAAGAAAGAAAUAGGCUCAGUAAAUGAAGCGCUCAGCUCUUGUUGUCAAAAAUGGAUGGAAUAA
Messenger RNA from Parnassius apollo (apollo), 387 nucleotides. The record is from the annotation of a GenBank genome assembly. NCBI's taxonomy places the organism in Eukaryota, Metazoa, Arthropoda, Insecta, Lepidoptera, Papilionidae.